CUCGUGUCAUCCGAGCUCACCAUGAAAUACACGCGCCGUGAGCUUCUGGGCCUUAGUAUACCGAAAGACGCCAUGUUUAGAAGGAGGGUCGUCGCAUUCGCCGCUCUGGCCCUCAUCCAGAUUGCCAGCGGUCAGGCCUCGCAGUUCAACCUGGCCUCCACUCUGACGGGAGGCAUCACCAGCAGUCGGCACCGCCAGCGGGCCAAUCUCAACUCGCAACUGUAUCCGGGCCUUGCUCAGGUGGGAUCGGGCUACGCGUGUGCAGGAGUACCUGGUUACUUCCCGGGAACUGGUGCCUAUCCCAGCUAUCCCUACCCAGGAGUAUACUUGCAACAGUACCCGGGAUACCCGCAGCCAGCCCAGCUCCCCGCCUAUUUAGUGGUACCCGGAGCGGUGGCCCAGCCCGGAGUUCCUGGUGUAGCUGGCGUGCCUGGAGUUCAAGCCGGAGUUCUGAGAGCAGGUGGACCACUCAGUUUUCACAAACUGCCAUGGGAAGAAAACGAAUGGGAAGAAUUAACCGAAUAGAGGUGUUCCUUAUAGUGUAUAAGGUAACCACCACUAAUUCAAAUUAGUGGAAGAGUGUUGGCAUAUAUUAUAUGUAUACAUUGAUAAAAAAUGAUCGUCUAA
Drosophila erecta is the source of this 627-nucleotide messenger RNA. Its product is annotated as galectin-3-like. NCBI's taxonomy places the organism in Eukaryota, Metazoa, Arthropoda, Insecta, Diptera, Drosophilidae. The transcript has a single exon. The record is from RefSeq and is a predicted model, not a curated record. Bases 22 to 525 code for a protein of 167 amino acids.